Messenger RNA from Pectinophora gossypiella (pink bollworm), 1689 nucleotides. RefSeq names its product tRNA-dihydrouridine(20) synthase [NAD(P)+]-like (gene Dus2). Gene Ontology annotation, cellular component: cytoplasm. NCBI's taxonomy places the organism in Eukaryota, Metazoa, Arthropoda, Insecta, Lepidoptera, Gelechiidae. The transcript has 6 exons. The coding region runs from base 330 to 1679 and encodes 449 amino acids. Gene Ontology annotation, biological process: tRNA dihydrouridine synthesis. The record is from RefSeq and is a predicted model, not a curated record. Gene Ontology annotation, molecular function: tRNA dihydrouridine synthase activity; tRNA binding.
AGUACUGUGCUACCCAACCAAUACCCAACCAAUUCAUCGGUGGAGAGGCUACGAUUUGGCGACGACACACAGAUAUACUUCAGGCUUUAAGCUUCGGGUUUGAUGAAUUUGGGUAGUGUAAUUAGUUGGUAAUUAGACAUGAAUAAGACACGUCAUGCAUGGCAAAUAUUGUCAGGUCAGGAUUCAGAGGUUACUUUGGUUGUAUUGGCUACGUUUACUUUGCCUGCCCAAUACGGGCAAAAUAAAAAGCAAUAUGAAUAGAGGUUAUGUUGUUAUCAAUUAUCAAUCAAUACUGUUUUUAAGAAAUUGUUAAUUAAAAUUCCUUUAAUAUGUUAUCCUAUGAAAAUAAAUUAAUACUAGCGCCAAUGGUACGCAUUGGAACACUGCCGAUGCGUCUUCUCGCCCUACGUUAUGGAGCAGACAUAGUUUAUUCAGAAGAACUUAUUGAUUGGAAAUUUCUCCGCUCGAAGCGAAGAUAUAAUGAAAUACUGGAAACUGUGGACUUUGUUGACCAAACAGAUGGUACAAUAGUGUUUCGUACAUGUGCUGAAGAGAAGGGAAAAGUUGUCCUGCAACUUGGAACCUGUGAUGCUGGAAGAGCUUUGAAAGUUGCAAAAAUGGUUGAAAAUGAUGUUGCUGCUAUUGACAUUAAUAUGGGAUGUCCUAAGGAAUUUUCAAUUAAAGGUGGCAUGGGGGUAGCGCUCCUAGCGAAUCCAGAAAAAGCGCAUAAUAUACUGAAGACACUAGUUGACAAUGUAUCCAUCCCAGUGACUUGCAAGAUUAGGAUAUCUGAGACUCCUGAAGCAACAUUUAAGCUUGUGGAAACCCUGGUGAGUUCCGGAAUAAAAGCAAUUGCCAUUCACGGCAGGACACGGGAUGAACGACCACAGCACCCUGUGCAUACUGACAUAAUCCGGUAUGUUGCAGAGAGGAUACAUAUACCUGUCAUUGCAAAUGGUGGCUCCAAAGAAAUAGAGAAGUACAGUGAUAUUUCCAAAUUUAAAGAACUAACUGGUUGUAAAAGUGUGAUGCUUGCCCGAGCAGCUGAGUGGAACUGCUCAAUAUUUAGAAAACAAGGAUUACUGCCAAUGGAUGCUGUCAUUGAGGAAUAUCUAAAACUUGCUGUAGACUAUGAUAAUUCUCCUUCAAAUACAAAAUACUGUGUACAAAAUAUUUUGAGGGAGCUACAAGAAACACCAAGGGGUCGUCAAUUUUUAGAGUGUCAAACACUUGAACAAAUAUGUGAUAUUUGGGAUCUGGGAGAAUACUGCCAACAAAAGCAGUCUCAGUACCAGAAAAUGGGCAUUCAGGGUAGAUGGCAGGUAACACCAGAUCGAUUAGAACCACCAAAUAAAAAAAUUAAGUCUGCUGAAAUACUAGAUGAUGUUACAGAAAUGAAAGUUUGUUUCAUUCGUGCCAGUUUCAAUGACCUAAAUUUACCAAAAGCCAAGCUUCAUGCUUGGGCUGGCAAAAAUGGUCAAAAGCUUCCUACAUACCACACGGAACAAGUAGCAAAAUUGUUUAGAACAAUAAUUACUUUUGAUGGUAAAAAAUAUACAUCAUCAUUCUGGGAAAAGAACAAAAAAUUUGCAGAGCAAGGUGCAGCUUUAGUUUGUUUAUUUUAUCUUGGUCUAGUAACAGAAGAAGAGUUAAUAAAACUUGGAAGUAUAAUAAAAUAAAUUAAAAACA